UAAUAUUGGCCACAAAAUGAAAUCAGACGUAUCAUCAUCUCUCCAUCCACCAAUGAAAAAGUUCAAUCUUUUUUGAUAUACUGUUCACUUCCCAGAUUAUCAAGCUGAUAUUCGAGAAGGGUUUUUUAAGUUCUUGAAAUCUUCUCGAUCGAAGGAUUCCAAAUGGGUUCGGUUUCGGGUCAAACCCGAAUUGCUACGAUGAACCUCUCCCUCUCCUCAUCAGAGAAGAGCUCUAAUAAUCGCUCCUCCUCGCUUCUCAAUCCUAAGAACGCAGUUUCAGAUAGUUACGGGGUCUCUUCCAAAUGCAGCACAUUCCUCAGGGGCCAGUUCCAAAGAAUACAACUCUCUUAUACUCGCCACACUCGACCUUUGCCAAAACGUGCAGGCCACGUUGUGUCUCCGAGCUGCGUCAUGCCGUUGACGGAAGAGAAUGUGGAGAGAGUGCUCGACGAAGUACGCCCCGCGUUGAUGGCAGACGGAGGAAACGUGGCGCUGCAUGAGAUCGACGGACUCGUGGUGGUUCUUAAGCUACAAGGAGCUUGUGGUUCGUGUCCCAGCUCGUCGAUGACGUUAAAGAUGGGAAUCGAGAGUCGUCUCCGCGACAAGAUUCCGGAGAUCAUGUCCGUCGAGCAGUUUCUUGAAGCGGAGACUGGAGGGUUGGAGCUCAACGAGGAAAACAUCGAAAAGGUUCUCGCUGAGCUACGGCCUUACCUAUCGGGAACAGGAGGUGGAGGGCUUGAGCUUGUUGAGAUCGAUGGUUAUAUAGUUAAGAUUCGGCUCACUGGACCAGCUGCUGGAGUCAUGACGGUUCGUGUCGCGUUGACUCAGAAACUGAGGGAAAACAUUCCUUCAAUAGGUGCAGUCCAGCUUCUAGAGUGACCACUUUUUGUAUUGUUCAUCUACGAGAGCCUAUAUUUCGAUUAUAUGUACAUCAUUUUCAAAUCUAACAUCCAUACCAUUCAGUUC
Brassica napus (rape) is the source of this 966-nucleotide messenger RNA. RefSeq names its product nifU-like protein 3, chloroplastic. Gene Ontology annotation, molecular function: iron-sulfur cluster binding; iron ion binding. Lineage: Eukaryota; Viridiplantae; Streptophyta; Magnoliopsida; Brassicales; Brassicaceae. The record is from RefSeq and is a predicted model, not a curated record. Gene Ontology annotation, cellular component: chloroplast stroma; mitochondrion. The coding region runs from base 163 to 879 and encodes 238 amino acids. Gene Ontology annotation, biological process: iron-sulfur cluster assembly. The transcript has 4 exons.